Molecule: messenger RNA, 2973 nt
Organism: Corvus hawaiiensis (hawaiian crow)
Lineage: Eukaryota; Metazoa; Chordata; Aves; Passeriformes; Corvidae
Gene: ACSS3
Product: acyl-CoA synthetase short chain family member 3
Exons: 17
Coding region: 145-2256 (703 amino acids)
Source: RefSeq, a predicted model, not a curated record
GGGGCAGUUCGGCCCGGCCCGGGCCAGGGCAGUCCCGCCGUGUCCCGCCGGCCCUAGGGAGCCGCUGCCGUCCUGUGUUGGCCGAGGGUGUUUUGGAGCCUUAGCGAAGCCCGUGCGGCCGCUCUCCCUUGAAAGCCGCAGAAAAUGGGUUUCCUGGGCAGGCUAGCGGCGCUGCCAAAACUUAGUGGGGCGGCCGCAGGUCGGGGCGGUGGUGCCUGGCGGCGGCCGAGCCGGCCCUGCACGGAGGUCCCGCUCCUGGCCCGGGCCGCCUCUGCCCCCCGCCCGCCGCUCGCCGGCCGCGCCGCUUCUUCCCGGGCGCUGGGCAAGUACGAGGAAGUUUUUCGGUCCUGCCUGGCGGAGCCCGAGAAGGUCUGGGGAGAAGUCGCCGAGCAGAUCCAGUGGUACAAGCCCUGGGUCCGGACCCUGGAGAGGGGCAGCCUGGGGAGCGCCUCAUGGUUUGUAGGUGGAGAGCUGAAUAUCUGUUACAAUGCUGUAGAUCGUCAUGUUGAGAAUGGACAAGGAGACCAAAUUGCCAUAAUUUAUGACAGUCCUGUAACAAAUACCAAAGAGAAAAUAACAUAUAAGGAACUUCUGGAACAGAGUGAUUGUGCUUGGAUGUUUCAGGGCUACAACAUCAAUCUGAAGAGCAAUGUCUCCAAGUUAGCUGAUGUCAUGAUCAAACAUGGUGUGAAGAAAGGCGAUCGUGUGGUCAUCUACAUGCCCAUGAUUCCACAGACAGUGUAUUGUAUGCUGGCUUGUGCAAGAAUAGGAGCCACCCAUAGCCUGAUUUUUGGUGGAUUUGCAUCUAAAGAGCUUUCAGUUCGCAUUGAUCAUGCAAAGCCCAAACUUAUUGUAACAGCAAGUUUUGGAGUAGAACCGAAAAGGAAAGUGGAAUACGUAUCUCUCCUGGAAGGAGCACUGGCAAGGGUACAGAGCAAACCUGAUAAAGUUCUCAUUUACCGCCGACCUAAUUUGGGCCAUGUUCCUCUUACCAAAGGUCGUGAUCUUGACUGGGAAGAAGAGCUUGCAAAAGCACAGUGUUCAAAAUGUGUCUCAGUUCCCUCAGACCAUCCACUUUAUAUUCUGUAUACAUCUGGUACAACAGGUUUGCCCAAGGGUGUUGUGAGACCAACAGGUGGCUAUGCAGUUAUGCUAAACUGGACCAUGUCAGCUGUAUAUGGCCUCAAACCUGGUGAGGUGUGGUGGGCAGCUUCUGAUUUAGGCUGGGUCGUUGGCCAUUCCUACAUUUGCUAUGGACCUCUCCUUCAUGGUAAUACUACAGUUUUGUAUGAGGGGAAGCCUGUGGGAACGCCAGAUGCUGGUGCCUAUUUCCGCGUGCUAGCAGAGCAUGAAGUAGCUGCCUUUUUUACUUCACCAACUGCAAUUAGAGCAAUCCGUCAGCAGGACCCUGAGGCAGCCUUGGGAAAGCAGUACUCUCUAAAAAGGUUCAGAACGAUGUUUGUAGCUGGUGAGCACUGUGAUGUGGACACUCUAGAAUGGUCAAAAAGAGUCUUCAAGGUACCUGUCUUGGACCACUGGUGGCAAACUGAAUCUGGUUCUGCAAUUACUGCUUCCUGCAUUGGUUUGGGAAACUCUACAACACCUCCACUCGGACAGGCAGGAAAACCAGUGCCAGGAUAUAAUGUCAUGAUUCUAGAUGAAAAUAAGAAGCCAGUGAAGGCAAAGACUUUGGGAAAUAUUGUGGUAAAGUUGCCUUUGCCUCCUGGAGCAUUCUCAGGUCUUUGGGAAAAUCAAGAAACUUUCGAGAAGUUGUAUUUCCAAAAAUUUCCAGGAUAUUAUGAUACUAUGGAUGCUGGUUAUAUGGAUGAAGAUGGCUAUCUAUAUAUCCUGUCUCGAGCUGAUGAUGUGAUCAAUGUUGCUGGACACAGAAUUUCAGCAGGUGCGAUUGAAGAGUGUAUUCUCUUCCAUCCUGCUGUUGCAGACUGUGCUGUUGUGGGCCAGGAGGAUCCUUUAAAAGGACAUGUUCCAUUUGCACUGUGUGUACUGAGACAAGGUAUUAAGACACAAGAGGGUAAGAUUUUGGAAGAGAUUGUUGAACGAGUUCGGACCAACAUUGGUCCAGUAGCGGCUUUCCAGAAGGGGAUGUUUGUGACACAGCUACCUAAAACACGCUCUGGCAAAAUUCCACGUUCUGCUCUUUCUGCACUUGUCAGUGGAAAGCCAUACAAGAUAACACCAACCAUUGAAGAUGCUAGUGUGUUUAAACACAUUGAAGAACUGCUAAAGAAAAAUUAAAUGGGGCAAUACAUAAUAACAAGCAUUUCAGUUAUUCAAGUAUACAAAGAAGCUUUUUUUUUGUUAAGAAUACCACAUUUUAAAAACAAGUGAUGAUUUGGGACUAAAUAUUUUUACGGCAGUAACAUUACUGUGUUCGUUACCGUCUUGCUGCAGCCACUGACACAUAUUAAAGUCUCUGCAUGCUGUCAAUAUAUGCUGGUUAUUAAGAUGGCUAAGAAUUGCAAAUAGAAUUCAUACAUUUCUGUAGUCUUAAAGAGAAGGAGUCAUUGGAUUAUCCAUCUUAUAUGGUGUCAUGUAAGCUUACAUUUCAGUCUGUUAUUUUAUAAUGUGACCAGUAACUUGAGUUUAGCUAAAGCAGCUUACAAAAGGUAAGUCAUGAACAGAGGACAGCAAAAACUAGGAAUUCAAUUGUGAAAAUUGUUGCCGACAUAAAUUGUUCUUGUAAAUUAUAAGUAUUUGUCUUUCAGAUUUUUCUAAAAUUAAAAAUUUCAAGAUUAGUUCUCUUGAUUCCAGUUUCUUUUUUUUCCUAAAUCUUUCUGCUAUAAGUCAGAUUCCUGUAAUUUUUUUUUUUUACUCAAUAACUUUCUGAAGAGUCUUUUUUGUAAAAUGAUAAAUAAUUUCUGGCUUUCAAAUCUCUGAAAAUCUUGAUUUGUCCACAGUAAUAUUCAGAAAAACCCAUGUAUGUUAAAUAAAGACAGGCAUUUACCCUUUGCA